CGUCAAAACUUUAAAAAAAAACAAUGAAGACUGCAGCAGUUUUUGUUUUUCUUUCCUGUCUGCUUGCAACGGAAGUACAAGGGCAGACAUUUCCCAAAGGCAGGUGCUUCUGUGCUGACAAAGGAGUGAAUGUAGUUUUACUGAAAAACAUUGAGAAGGUUGAAAUCAUUCCUCCAAGUCCAUCUUGUGGGAGACAGGAGAUUAUUGUCAAUCUGAAGAGCACUGAGCAGAAAUGCUUGAAUCCAGAGUCUAAAUUCACACAGAAUUUAAUCAAGAGGGCUCUUGAAAAGAUAGCCCGGCAGUAGAUGCUUAGUACGAGACUGGAUUCGCUGCUGUGUUAUAAUGCCAAUGAAGAACAUCCUCAGAUGCUGUAUGACCUCUAGCUGACAGUUUGCAUACAUUGCAUGAGUUUGCCUAGAACACAUAUGUAUAAACUGUAAAUAUUUUCUGCUUGAUAAUUUAUGCAACUGACUAUGGUGUAGUAAUUAUAAAUUUCAGAUUACAAAAAUGAAUUAUAUAUAUAUAUUUCAUUUUGUGUUUAAUUUUGGUCAAACACUGUUGUUGCUGUUAUACAGUCCACUUAUGAUGUUAAUUAUUUCAUUGUUCAUCUGUGUCCACUAUGUUAUCAAAUAAAAGUUUUUGUUUUCCAUAAA
This is a messenger RNA of Cyprinus carpio (common carp), 653 nucleotides long. RefSeq names its product C-X-C motif chemokine 11-6-like. The record is from RefSeq and is a predicted model, not a curated record. Gene Ontology annotation, molecular function: CXCR chemokine receptor binding; chemokine activity. Lineage: Eukaryota; Metazoa; Chordata; Actinopteri; Cypriniformes; Cyprinidae. Gene Ontology annotation, cellular component: extracellular region. Gene Ontology annotation, biological process: inflammatory response; chemokine-mediated signaling pathway; cellular response to lipopolysaccharide.